AUGAAGCCCAUCAUCGCUAUCCCAGCGACCAUAGCUCUGAUCGUCAGGGCCAGGUCCAAGAACUCUCUAACACUCGCGGGGCAAAUCGCCGCGACGCUCACAGCAAUAGCUCACGCAUAUCACCCUUGGAACUUGCCAUUCGCUCUUCUCUGCGUCUUCUUCCUUGCCGGAACCCGUGCCACCCAUGUCAAAGAAGAUAUCAAGGCCAAGCUGACCUUGCACUCCAAGGGUUCUUCAGGCGGCGAGGGCCCUAGGACUCAUAUCCAAGUCCUUGCCAACUCUCUCGUCGCUUCCAUCCUAUCGAUCGCACACGGAUACCAGCUUCGCUCCCGACAAGCUGCCCUCGCAGACCCGAAUGCCCCGGCUCCCGUCGGGACCCUGUGCUACUCGUGGGGCGGCGACCUCCUCGUGAUCGGCAUCAUCGCCAACUACGCAGCCGUCGCUGCCGAUACGUUCAGCUCGGAGCUUGGCAUCCUGUCCAAGGGAGAGCCUCGCCUGAUCACGUCCUGGAACCUGCGAAAGGUUCCUCGCGGCACAAACGGCGGAGUCAGCCUCGUGGGCCUGGUGGCGGGGCUUUUCGGGUCGAUGAUCAUUGUCACCGCUACGGUUCUACUUUUGCCCAUGUGCAGUGAAGCUACGGAGGGCGCUCCCGGCGGGGGCCGUCCUUGGCUUACGAACGAGCGUCGGGUCUUCAUGGGCGGCAUGGUGAUCUGGGGGCUCCUCGGAAGCGUCCUCGACUCCAUCCUCGGUGGUCUCUUCCAGCAGUCUGUCAAGGACGUCCGGUCCGGCAAGAUUGUUGAGGGCGAGGGUGGUCUCCGAGUUUUGGCUAGUUCCGACUCCGAGUCAUCUGCCAGGGCGGCGGCUAGGGAAGCCGUCUCCAAGGAAGCAGGUGCCAAGUCCGCCAAGAAGGCUCAGGCCGUGACAGUCGAGGAUGAAGAUGAGGACGAGACAGUCGGCAAGUACAGCGCCAAGAACAAACAUCGCAAGCCCAGCUUCGGAGACGAGAAGCCGUCGCGCGUGGUAGAGAACGGGUGGGAUCUGCUUGACAACAACGACGUGAACUUCCUCAUGGCAGUUAUUAUGAGCGUUGGUGCUAUGGCUGGAGCCAGCUGGUAUUGGGGAAUUCCUAUCCAGGACGCCUUGGUUGUCUGA
This is a messenger RNA of Clonostachys rhizophaga, 1152 nucleotides long. Lineage: Eukaryota; Fungi; Ascomycota; Sordariomycetes; Hypocreales; Bionectriaceae. The record is from the annotation of a GenBank genome assembly.